AUGAAUCGGCAAGCACUGAGCAGAUGGAAGAUGAAAACCCUGCUGAAGAACCUGAAACCACCUUCACGAUCGAGAGAGCAGACCAAAUUAAUGGCCACCUUAAGCCCCAAAAGGAAAUAUGUAAUAUACUACCGAGCCCUUAAGCAAGCGCUUGCAUAUGGAUUGAUAGUAAAAAAGAUACAUAGAGUAUUGAAAUUCAAACAAAGUCCAUGGUUGAAAUCAUACAUCGAUCUUAAUACAAAUCUCCGGAAGCCAAAGAAAAAGCUGCCCAAGCCGUUAAAAAAGCUAAUAUAUAAGGUCUACCAAGCUGUUUCACAACCAUACAACAUGAUCCGCUCUAUGUGUGGAUCGUUCUGUUUUUGCCCCGAAACGGUCAAAUACUACGCCAUACCUAGUACCAUGCCUACUCUAAUAGAGGGGUCCUCCUCGGUGUCCAAGGGGACACAAACCGGUGAGACCACCCCUACAGAGGAGAUGCAGAGCCACACAGAAGAGGAAGUACAUUGCCUGGGGAGCGAUAUAGACUUAGACAUCCUAGAACUAAUCGGGGGUCCAAGUUUAUAUGAGCUAGACAGCGAUAUUGACAGUGAUAAGGAGGAGGAGAAGGAUAAGGAGAAGGAGGAGGAUAAGGAGGAGGGGGAUUAUGAGGCAAAAGAGGAGGAGGAGAGUCUAUCCCCAUCACUGACGCCGCCACCAACAAAAAAACAAAAAAACAUAAUAAAAAAAUAA
Molecule: messenger RNA, 729 nt
Organism: Diabrotica balteata
Lineage: Eukaryota; Metazoa; Arthropoda; Insecta; Coleoptera; Chrysomelidae
Source: the annotation of a GenBank genome assembly